Hipposideros armiger (great roundleaf bat) is the source of this 6017-nucleotide messenger RNA. RefSeq names its product adenosine deaminase RNA specific (gene ADAR). Gene Ontology annotation, molecular function: double-stranded RNA adenosine deaminase activity; adenosine deaminase activity; tRNA-specific adenosine deaminase activity. The transcript is spliced from 17 exons. Gene Ontology annotation, biological process: adenosine to inosine editing; RNA processing. The record is from RefSeq and is a predicted model, not a curated record. Lineage: Eukaryota; Metazoa; Chordata; Mammalia; Chiroptera; Hipposideridae. Gene Ontology annotation, cellular component: cytoplasm; nucleolus. The coding region runs from base 327 to 3749 and encodes 1140 amino acids.
GCGGCCGCGGCAGCCUCCGCGGUGGGCUGCGUCCCCGAGAGUCACACGACCCGAUAGCAGAAGUGAUCUUUUGGAAAGUCGUGGUGUAAGGAGCGGGUGUAGAAGAAUGGUGAAGGGCGGGCCUUCCUGAGAAACGAAAGUGAAAUUGAACCGGAGCCGUUUCUCAGCCCGGCAAGGAGGUGUUUCCUGUCCGAACUCCACGGAGCAGAAUCCUGGCCCUUGGAGCCCACGGCCCACGCGGGGCAGGACGGGGCGUGUCGCACCUGGGGAGGGUCGCGCUGCGGUGCCCGGAGGGUCGCACUGCCCGGACAUGCCGCCGGGGCGCCAUGGACCCGAGACAGGGGUGUUCCCUCAGCAGACACCACCUCCAUCCAUUUCAAGGCUAUGAGCACAGCAAGUUCAGACACCAGCAGUCAGAGCCGGGAUCUUAUCCUAAUAGUUUCCAGCUGCAGCAAAUAGAGUUUCUCAAGGGGCAGCUCCCAGAGGCGCCCCUAAUUGGAAAGCAGACACCGUCACUGCCACCGUUCUUCCCUGGAUUCUGGCCAAGGUUUCCGGGACUACCUGCCAGAGGCAGGCAACAGGAGAUCUGGGGUGUCCCCAGGGGCGUGCCUCUGAGAAGUCAGGCACCCCAGAGGGGGUUCCCGCCUCCUUCCCCACGUGGCAAGGUUCUGCCAUGGAGAGGUGUUGACAGGCUCUCCAUCCAUUUCCAGGAACUAAAUAUCAGCCAGGACCUGGAACAGAGGGUCUUAGAACUCUUGCGGGAGCUUGGCAAAGGGAAGGCCACCACAGCACAUGAUCUGGCCAGGAAGCUCCAAGCCCCAAAGAAGGAAGUCAACCGCAUCUUGUACUCUCUUAUAGCAAAGGAGGGUCAGGUGCACCGGGAGGCAGGCACGCCCCCGCUGUGGAGACUCACGGUCCCCGCUCAGGCUGGGAACCAGCACAGCCGAGGAGCGAGAACAGACAGCCCGGGCCCCGGAGCGCCAGCCUCAGACCCCCGUGUGGAAGUGGAAGACCCGGCUGAGCCUUUUGACAUGGCUGAGCUCAAGGAGAAAAUCUGCGAGUACCUGUUUCACGUGUUCAACUCCUCCGCCCUGAAUGUAGCGAAAAACAUUGGUCUGACGCGGGCCCGGGACGUCAAUUCCGUGCUGAUUGACUUGGAACGGCAGGGGGAUGUCUACAGGCAAGGCACAACCCCUCCCAUGUGGUAUUUGACUGACAAGAAGCGAGAACGGAUCCAGAUCAAGAGAAGCACGAACAGUGUUCCCGAAACCCCUCGCGCCGCUACCCCCGAGACCAAAAGAAACGUCGAGGUCUUCACCUGUAGCUUACCCAUGCCAGAUGCCUCCGACAGCGUGAUGACUCCACAAAAAGUGGAGAAUGGUCAGGACCCAGCCAUAAAGACGGAGUGUCAGCAAGAGGUCAAGCCAGAGCCAGUAAAACUGAACCCCCCUGCUCAGGACAAUGGCCCCUCAAAAGCAGGGUAUGUUGACUUUGAAAACGGCCAGUGGGCCACGGAUGACAUCCCCGAUGACCUGAACAGUAUCCACGCGGCUCCAGGUGAGUUCCGAGCCAUCAUGGAGAUGCCCUCCUACUACAGCCAUGGCUUGCCGCGGUGUUCGCCCUACAAGAAGCUGACCGAGUGCCAGCUGAAGAACCCCAUCAGCGGGCUGUUAGAAUACGCCCAGUUCGCUAGUCAGACCUGUGAGUUCAACCUGAUAGAGCAGAGUGGACCGCCCCAUGAGCCUCGAUUUAAAUUCCAAGUUGUCAUCAGUGGCCGAGAGUUUCCCCCAGCUGAAGCUGGCAGCAAGAAAGUGGCCAAGCAGGACGCAGCUAUGAAAGCCAUGACAAUUCUGCUUGAGGAGGCUAAAGCCAAGGACAGUGGAAGACCAGAAGAGCCAUACUACUGUUCCCUAGAGAAGGGAUCGGAGAAGACUGCAGAGUCCCAGCUCACCACCCCUUCCGCAACUUCCUUCUUUUCUGGGAAGAACCCCGUCACUACCUUGCUUGAGUGUGUGCAGAAGUUGGGGAGCUCCUGUGAAUUCCGCCUCCUAUCCAGAGAAGGCCCUGCCCAUGACCCCAAGUUCCAGUACUGUGUUGCCAUGGGAGCCCACACUUUCCCCACCGCCAGUGCCCCCAGCAAGAAAGUGGCAAAGCAGAUGGCCGCGGAGGAAGCCAUGAAGGCCCUGCACGGGGAGGCCACCAACCCCACACCUUCUGACAACCAGCCCGGAAGUGCCAACACGGAAUCGUUAGAGAACCUGGAAUCGGUGAUGCCCACCAAGGUGCGGAGGAUCGGCGAGCUGGUCAGAUACCUGAAUACCAACCCCGUGGGCGGCCUGUUGGAGUACGCCCGCUCCCACGGCUUCGCUGCCGAGUUCAAGCUGGUUGACCAGUCUGGACCUCCCCACGAGCCCAAGUUCGUUUACCAAGCAAAAGUCGGGGGUCGCUGGUUCCCAGCCGUCUGCGCGCACAGCAAGAAGCAAGGCAAGCAGGAGGCAGCGGACGCCGCCCUCCGCGUCCUGAUUGGGGAGGACGAGAAGGCCGAGCGCAUGGGUUUCACAGAGCUCCCUCUCACGGGCAGCACCUUCCACGACCAGAUAGCCAUGCUCAGUCACCGGUGCUUCAACACUCUCACCAACAGUUUCCAGCCCUCCUUGCUGGGCCGCAAGAUCUUGGCCGCCAUCAUCAUGAAGAAAGACUCUGAAGACCUCGGGGUCGUGGUCAGCUUGGGGACAGGGAACCGCUGUGUCAAAGGGGACUCUCUCAGCCUGAAGGGCGAGACCGUCAACGACUGCCAUGCAGAGAUCGUCUCCCGCAGGGGCUUCAUCAGGUUCCUCUACAGCGAGUUGAUGAAGUACAACCCCCAGACUGCGAAGGACAGUAUAUUCGAGCCCGCUAAGGGAGGAGAGAAGCUCCAGAUAAAGAAAAGCGUGUCAUUCCAUCUCUAUAUCAGCACGGCCCCGUGUGGGGACGGCGCCCUGUUUGACAAGUCCUGCAGCGACCGGGCUGUGGAGAGCACAGACUCCCGUCACUAUCCUGUCUUUGAGAACCCCAAACAAGGCAAGCUCCGCACCAAGGUGGAGAACGGGGAAGGUACCAUCCCAGUAGAGUCCAGUGACAUCGUGCCAACGUGGGAUGGCAUUCGGCUCGGAGAGAGACUCCGUACCAUGUCCUGUAGUGACAAAAUCCUGCGCUGGAAUGUGCUCGGCCUGCAAGGGGCCCUGUUGACCCACUUCCUUCAGCCCGUGUACCUCAAAUCCGUCACCCUGGGUUACCUUUUCAGCCAAGGGCAUCUGACCCGUGCCAUUUGCUGUCGUGUGACAAGAGAUGGGAGUACGUUUGAGGAUGGCCUACGACACCCCUUCAUUGUCAACCACCCCAAGGUUGGCCGAGUCAGCGUGUACGAUUCCAAAAGGCAGUCCGGGAAGACGAAGGAGACGAGCGUCAACUGGUGCCUGGCUGACGGCUAUGACCUGGAGAUCCUGGAUGGGACCAGGGGGACCGUGGACGGGCCGCGGAAUGAGCUGUCCCGGGUCUCCAAAAAGAACAUUUUCCUCCAGUUUAAGAAGCUCUGUUCCUUCCGGGGCCGCAGGGACCUGCUCAAACUCUCCUACGGCGAGGCCAAGAGAGCUGCCGGCGACUACGAGACGGCCAAGAACUACUUCAAGAAAAGCCUGAAGGACAUGGGCUAUGGGAACUGGAUAAGCAAACCCCAGGAGGAGAAGAAUUUUUACCUCUGCCCAGUAUAGUGUGAGCCAGCGACUGCUGGGUCUGGGUGCCCCACGCCGGGGCCAUAGCAGCCCUCAUCACAUCGGCCAGGGGCCUCCUGCCUUCUCGUGUCCCCUCCUUCUCCUCCCUUUCCUCGCUUCUCUCCAGUGGAACCACAGUCGGUGAUCUGAGACCUUGGGGUUGUCCUCCUUUUGUUGGGAAGGCCAGACCGGGUCUCGCCAGGCCCCCUUCUUUCUCAAGCAGAGGUCGAGACCGAAGGGAAAAGGAAAGGGGCGCGUUCUCCUUUCCACCCAAAGCAGCUGCAGUCACUGAGCACCUGCAGCCCGCCGCGCCUUCACUGCGUUUUGGUUUUCCCAUUUCCUUUCCCUCUGUUUGCUGCACUUGACCUCCUGUGGUCUUGAUUAGGCUCUGUCGACCACUCAAUCAUGUCAGGGACUGAUGAUUUCAUUUGUGGGUUCUGCAGGCCCCUCUGUUUACCCUCCGCCCCCUCUGAGGUUCCUUCCUUGUGAUCCGGUUUCUCCUUUCCCUCCAAGAGGGUAGAGAGGUAAACUUAAAGGUUUGCUGUAACACGUAUAAGGGCAGGCGUUUGGAGCUGCAGUCAGCUAAAGCCCAAUGCCAAGUGUAAUCGGAAUCCACAGCUAAUGCUCAGCGAUCUUCAGAUCUUGCACUUUAGCCAGCUUGGGGUUUGGGGGGGGCGGGGGAGCAGAGGCAGGGAAAGCUGCCAUUCAGCAGAGCGUCCCUUCCCCAGGUGGCAGCGGAGACGAGGACUAGCCGGCCCGCUAAGGGAACUGCCCAAGCAGCAGCUGAGGUGUCCCCUGCAGGAUGACCGAGACCGCUUCCCGGGGAGCGCAGACAUGCCUUGGACUAUUGCCAGGCUCCCAGCCGCCCCUCCUAAAGCAUUCCUAGGAGUUUGUCCUAUCAGUGGGGGGGAUUAGGGCCGGAACCCCAGCCACCUGGUAGGGAUAAGCCCAGGAGAAAUCCUAGACGGACAUCAUCUCCACUUAGCUAAUUAGGACUUAGCAAGAGUGAGGGCAAGAAAGUCCCAUGGGGUCAGGUCCCUGCUCAGCCGGCAUUGUUCUCAUGGCAGUGACACCAAGGGGCGUUGACCAGGUAUAUUGGGAGUAUUUAAAAGAAUGCCAUGAACAUUGUUGAUUCUUAACUCCUGCAGAUAACCUGCAAUUGCACAGAUUUAAAAUUCAGACAUAACUUCCCAUUUAUCCAAGUGUUUUUUUGGCGGGGUGGGUGGGUGUGGGUGUGGGUGUGGGUGUGUGUGUUGCCAGAUAGCUUCUGAAGGUCAUUUGUGGGCAAAUCACAGACCUGCGUUCUCCCUACCUGUCAGGGAACCUAUAGGGUUGACACAUGACAGCCGUUACAGGGGAAAGGCCAGGUUGUCCUCAGACUCUGGGAGGCGGAGCCUUGGGUCUCCACCUCAAGCUGACACUGACCCUUGGUCUCCACCUCAAGCGGAUGUUGACUGGUCAGGUCCAUCACCCUCGCUGGAAUCGGGCUCUGGGCCAGAGUCAGCCAGACAUGCCUGAGAAGCAGUCUGCCACCUUGAGACCCAAGCCGGCCUCUCUUGUCUAGAGGGUUCCUCCGUCUGAACGUGCCAGGGCCCAUCCUCCCGCACCCCUGCGAACUUCCGUCUAGGUAACGCCCCACCCCCCUGCAGUAGAUACACCCACACUCACACUUGUGUUCUUGUGGCUACUGUUUCAAAAGUUUACCAAAUGAGAGAACCCAAAUGUGAUCAAAAGUUUACCAAAUGAGAGAACCCAAAUGCGACUCGGCUGCUGCGUUAACCAGGAGCACCAGCUCGCCCCAGGGUCUCAGGCAGCCAUGCAGCGUGCGGUUUCUGCUGUAGGAGAGAGAGGCCCCUGAACCCCCGUGUCUGCUGAAGAGGAGCCUGUGUCACAAGGCAGGAGGCGCAGCCCCCACCCAGCGUGUCUUCUUCACUUUCUUGUCCAAUCUUUGUUUUUAAUAAGCAGAACCCCCUCCCCCACCUUUUUUUUUUUUUAAAGAUCUUUGUAGUUGAUUUGUCUGAACUGUGGCUAUUGUGCAUUCUUUGAAUAAUCACUUGUAAAAAUGGUCGCUGCUUGACGCUGUUUCCUUCACGAAGGGACUUUGUUGGUUUUUGGGGUCUUAGCAGUGACUCCCAAGAGCAGAAUGGGAAGAAGCCCAGGCUCGAUGGACUCGGGAGCCGUGACGGCUGCAGUUUUUGGAUUCCGCUUUUGUGUCCCUUCAAAACAGUGACUAACAUACAUUCCUCAAUAAAAAAGAAGAAAUCAGAA